AAAGUUAAAUAUUAAAUUGUGUAAUUUUUGAUUUUUAUUUUGCUUUAUCAAACUGAUAUUUUAAGCGCGAUUGUGUUUAUGUUCUGUUAGUUUAAUUCGAUUUGAUGUGAUAUUUGCAGUGAUAUGGCAACCGUGGGCAACCUGUGAUGGCAACACAAUGACGUUUGACGUUUGUACACAAACAUAACCUAUCUUUUUUGUUUACUUUUUUGCAAUUUUCAUUAUCAAAGAUUUAUUCACAGGAUUUAUUAGGAGUUCGGCGUGCUCCGACGUACUAUCCUUUUUGUCUAUAAUUAUCAAGAAAAAAUAUACAGUACUUUUAUGUGUUAUUAUUGAUUUACACAUGUUGACGUGGUUUUAAUGAUUUUCGAUACUAUUUCAGUAAAACAGUGAAUGAAUUUAUAUCUAAAUAACAUGUAAAAUUCUUAUUCAUUAUUAUUCAAGCAUUAUGCCGCUGAUAAGUUAUAACGCUUUAUUUGAGCACGCUAUUAUUGGAAGUGUUUUAACAACCAUAUUUUUAAUAUUUAAUUAUUCUCUACACAAAAUUGAAGAGGGCCAUGUUGGUAUAUACUUUCGAGGUGGUGCAUUAUUACCAUCAAUGACUCAUCCUGGAUACCAUAUGAUGAUUCCAAUUAUUACAUCUUAUAAAAGUGUUCAAGUAACUUUACAAACAGAUGAAGUCACAAAUGUUCCAUGUGGAACUAGUGGUGGUGUCAUGAUAUAUUUUGAUCGAAUUGAAGUAGUAAACUAUUUAAAUAUUAACAGUGUCAUGGAUAUUGUUAGAAAUUAUACUGCUGAUUAUGAUAAAACAUUAAUUUUUAAUAAAGUACAUCAUGAGCUUAAUCAGUUUUGUAGUAUACACAAUUUACAUGAGGUAUAUAUUAAUCUUUUUGAUCAAAUUGAUGAAAAUCUAAAACAGGCUUUACAAAGAGACUUGUUAGAAAUGGCCCCUGGAUUAAUAAUUCAAGCUGUUAGAGUUACAAAACCAAAAAUUCCAGAACCUAUUAGGAAAAAUUAUGAACUAAUGGAGGGAGAAAAAACUAAACUACUUAUAUCCAUUGAGCAUCAGAAGGUGGUAGAAAAAGAUGCUGAAACUGAUAGGAAACGAGCAUUAAUUGAAGCUGAGAAGGAGGCACAAGUUGCAAAAAUUCAGUUUGAACAGAAAAUUAUGGAAAAGGAAUCUUUGCAACAUAUUUCUCAAAUUGAAGAUGAGAUGCAUUUAGCAAGAGAAAAAGCUCAAGCUGAUGCUGAAUUCUAUAAAAUGAAACAACAAGCAGAAGUCAAUAAAUUACUCUUUACCAAAGAAUAUAUUGAAUUAAAAAAAUAUAGCUCUCUAGCAAGCAAUACGAAGGUAUAUUUUGGCACUGAUAUCCCUCAAACUUUUAUUGGAGAUAUCUGCCACAAAAGCACUUUAAAAGAUGAAGUUUUGCAUAACAAUAUUCAAAAUAUAUCAGAGGAAUAAAUCUGUACAAAUAAUUAAAUAUAU
Molecule: messenger RNA, 1486 nt
Organism: Sitophilus oryzae (rice weevil)
Lineage: Eukaryota; Metazoa; Arthropoda; Insecta; Coleoptera; Curculionidae
Product: erlin-1-like
Exons: 6
Coding region: 449-1462 (337 amino acids)
Biological process (GO): SREBP signaling pathway
Cellular component (GO): endoplasmic reticulum membrane; endoplasmic reticulum
Molecular function (GO): ubiquitin protein ligase binding; cholesterol binding
Source: RefSeq, a predicted model, not a curated record